Molecule: messenger RNA, 1722 nt
Organism: Papaver somniferum (opium poppy)
Lineage: Eukaryota; Viridiplantae; Streptophyta; Magnoliopsida; Ranunculales; Papaveraceae
Product: TLD domain-containing protein 1-like
Exons: 8
Coding region: 218-1486 (422 amino acids)
Molecular function (GO): calcium ion binding
Source: RefSeq, a predicted model, not a curated record
ACCCUUCCCCUUCCCCAAAGGCCAUAAAAUCUAUGACUCAUGCCAAUGUUACACAGAACAACCUAAGCCGUUAAAAGUAGUGCCACGCCUCCGCCUCGACGGAAAGAGAAAAAAACCCGUCUCCGUGUGAUAACGACUCUGUCCGUGUAGUCUUCUUCUUUCUCCGCGUAACUGAUCAAACCAUCAAAAUAUCUUUUUCUUUGAUUUACAGAGAGAGAUGGGUAACACUCAAUCACCUGAAUCAGAUCCUCGCUUCGUUUCAGCUCGUCGAGCUUUCACGCAACAUUACUUGGACGAUCUCAGAUCCUUAUUUCAAUCUCUAGCUGCUCAAUCUCAGAGCAAUUCUAAAUUCAUCUCUCCCUCUAUUUUCCAGGAGUAUUGUGGAAUUAAGGGACCACUGGGGCAAAUAAUGUUUGAUUUGGUUACACAGAAGAGGAAUGAUCAGAAACUCACAUUCGAGGAUCUUGUUAUUGCUAAAUCAGUUUAUGAGAAAGGAACACGGAAUGAGAUUGAUGAGUUCAUUUAUCAGUUAUUGGAUGUAAAUGGUGACGAUAUAGUGGACAGGUCUGACUUGGAAGCGGUUAUAACGGCAAUGCUUGAUGCUGUUUUUUCUUCAAGUGAUGCUGGACCUGUAUCGAGUUCACCUCAGGGCAUCAGUGACAUAUUUCUCAAUGCUGCAACAUUUUCAGACAAGGUUGAAGGCCAUGACAAAAGUAAUAUGUCUUUUAAGGAUUUUAAAAGUUGGUGUAGUCUUCUCCCAUCUGUGCGGAAGUUUCUUGGAAGCUUGUUAAUGCCUCCUAAUCCAGGGAAGCCUGGUAUUGAAGUACCUCGACUACUGUAUCCGGAAGAUACAAGCGCUGAUUUGCUCAUAUUAAGGAGAGAAUACGCUUGGCACAUAGCAGGAGCUCUUUCUCAACAUGAAGCAGAAGAGUGGAAGCUUUUGUACCAUAGUUCGCUACAUGGUCUUAGCUUUAACACAUUCAUGGGCAACAUAACAAUGGCAGAAGGGCCAACAUUGCUGAUUAUUAAAGAUAAGGAAGGGUGCAUAUAUGGAGGCUACGCAUCUCAGCCUUGGGAAAGGCAUAGUGAUUUCUACGGGGACAUGAAAUCUUUUCUCUUUCAGCUAUUUCCGCAGGCCUCGAUAUACCGUCCAACUGGAGCAAACACUAAUUUGCAAUGGUGUGCCAUUAGUUUCAGUUCAGAAAGCAUCCCUAAUGGACUCGGCUUUGGAGGAAAAGUACACCAUUUCGGGCUAUUCCUGUCGGCAAGCUUUGAUCAGGGGCAGACAUUCUCCUGCACAACCUUCGGCAGCCCGUGUCUUUCCAAGGAGAGCAGGAUAUAUCCAGAAGUAAUAGAAUGUUGGGGAGUUCUGCCCAACGGAGGGCAGAAGGACAAACAAGAUGUUCUCAAAGGUACUGUUUUGGACAGGUUUAAGGAGGACCGGAAUAUGCUGAACUUGGUGGGUAUAGCAAAUUCUAUCCAGUAGCACACUGCUCUAUCUGUAAACACAUCCAGUUUAUAUUUCUCUUACACUUUUUGCAUGCUUCUAGUAUCUCCUUGUUCACAUCGGAAGGUACAAGAUUCAGUUUUGUGUGUAUACUUACAUAUCUCCUUUUCUGGGGUUAUUGUUGUAAAGAAUUCAGUGUUUUUCUGUGUAUUUAUUCAAAUCUACAAUGUAAAAAGUUCAUAUGAUUACCAGUCUUUCUUUCCCCAAGUUUGUUA